Aspergillus melleus is the source of this 1188-nucleotide messenger RNA. RefSeq lists its product as uncharacterized. NCBI's taxonomy places the organism in Eukaryota, Fungi, Ascomycota, Eurotiomycetes, Eurotiales, Aspergillaceae. The record is from RefSeq and is a predicted model, not a curated record. The transcript has a single exon. The coding region runs from base 1 to 1188 and encodes 395 amino acids.
AUGCUGGAGAAGGAGGUGUCAGACACACCCCUUUGGGCAGACCGAUUUCUCGCUUUCGCAAAGUCUCAUGGGAUGAACCCCGAGCAUCUUCCGCGUGAAGUGAGCCUGGCCCCUCCGCUUCUUAAUAUCAUCCAAUCACUCCGCACUGUGCUUGACUCUGUCCCAGAAGGUGACCGGGCUGAGCUUCCUUCAGCAUUCGUGGCAUGUGCACACCACCACCGAGUCCUGCAGAUCAGUCCCAGCCAAGCCGAGUGGACACGUCGGCUUGGAAAUAUCUACCAGUUCAUGACCCAGUGUUACCCAGGCGACUUUGAUUCUCAGCACGGUCCACGAGCAUCGCCUUACUGGCUCGAUCGAUAUACGCAGGAACGCUAUCUCAACUACAUACGCACCGAGGCCUCCGUAAUGUCAAUGCAACGACCCACAUCCAGCGCCUUAUCAUUUCUUCUCGGCCCGAGUUCCAGUCGAUACCGAGAUCCCCUGGGCGAGUGGCACGAUAACAUCCCCUCCAUCUGCCACGGCGCAGGAAUCUCCCCCGAGCACAUCCACCAAAUCGCCCAAUUCCACGCCCACCUGCUCUCCGACGUCGUGACCGUAACAUGGGAGCGAUACAGCUGCUUCAUGCGCCAACACGCUGAAGGAAUCAGAACCAGUACCGACUGUGCCGUUGAAUUCGAAGCCUGGUUCCAUCGCCGGGACCCAGUCCUCGCUGCUCUCCACCGUGACGAUCUAUCCCAUGACCGCCUCUACCCCGAGUCCGUCUAUCGCUAUCUUCACCCUCGCGCAGUCGCGCAGACACCACCACUCAUCCGGAUCGCCUUGUCAGAAUUCAUCGAGCUGAUCGAAACGCAGCCCGUCGCGAUGAGGCCGACCACGAACGCGGAAAUGGACUCACUUCUACGUGGUUUUCUUCGCGAGCGCACCGUUGUUUCGAUAGAAGCGGUGAUCGGCGAGCGGAGGGGCGGGUGGUUGAAGCCGUAUGGUGUCUUGUAUGCAUUGUGGAAGAUCUAUACUUUGCCGUUGGAGGAGGCUAUUGUUGUCGCCAAGGAUCUUGUGCGCUGUUCCCAGGAGCAGUCGUAUCGCUCGGAACAGGAUUGGUUGGGUGAGGUUGCGAAGAGCUAUCCGUAUCAGGCUUGGGAUUCGUCUACGACGGAAACUCCUGAGUGGAAAGCGGUUGCGAUGCUGUAG